This is a messenger RNA of Coregonus clupeaformis (lake whitefish), 2408 nucleotides long. Its product is annotated as nuclear factor erythroid 2-related factor 2-like. Gene Ontology annotation, biological process: regulation of transcription by RNA polymerase II; cellular response to oxidative stress. The transcript is spliced from 5 exons. Gene Ontology annotation, molecular function: RNA polymerase II cis-regulatory region sequence-specific DNA binding; DNA-binding transcription factor activity, RNA polymerase II-specific. The record is from RefSeq and is a predicted model, not a curated record. Gene Ontology annotation, cellular component: nucleus. The coding region runs from base 173 to 2017 and encodes 614 amino acids. NCBI's taxonomy places the organism in Eukaryota, Metazoa, Chordata, Actinopteri, Salmoniformes, Salmonidae.
UCCCGUACAUUUUCAUACGAUUAGAAGCAAUAUUUCCUUCAUAGCAAAAACGUUGCUGCGCCGGACUCCUUGCUUUCGGAUAGUCCACCAUUUUAUAUUGCUGUAGAUCUAAAGGAUUACAAAUAUUUGUUUUAAUAUUGGGCUUUGCUUUACGAAGGGACAACUCUCCAUUAUGAUGGAAAUUGAGAUGCCUAAAAUGCACCCUAGUCAACAGGACAUGGACCUGAUCGACAUCCUGUGGAGGCAGGACAUAGACCUGGGCGCGGGGCGCGAGGUGUUUGACUACUACCACCGUCAGAAGGAGCACGAGCUGCAGCGGCAGAGGGUGCAGGCGGAGGAGAAGAGGCUGCAGCAGCAGAGGGUGCAGCAGGAGGCCCUGCUUGCUCAGCUGCAGCUGGACGAGGAGACAGGGGAGUUUGUGCCCCGCCUUGCACCCAGCGGACAGCCACUGCAGACGGCUACCUCCGCUGCACCCUCUCAAGUCACACAGGAUGUCAGCUUCACAGUAGAUGGGGAUGCCAUGUCAUUUGAUGAAUGUAUGCAGCUGCUGGCAGAGACAUUUCCUUUGGUAGAGGCAACCGAGACUACCUCUUCCUGUCUGGACGCCCCCGUAGCUCCAGCCCCCAACAGCAGCCACAUCAUGAUGAAAUCUGAUCCGCCAGCUUUGACCCAGCCCCCCCUACUCCCAGCCCCACUGCCCCCACAGAGGACCUCCCCAGAUUUGGAGCUGGCCUGGAUGGAGCUUUUGUCCCUCCCCGAGCUGCAGCAAUGCCUGAAUAUGGAAAUGGAAAACACACAGGAGCAGACCGGAGGAUAUCUGCCCACUAACACCACCCCCGAGGUGCAGGAUCCAAACUACAGCUUCUACCCACUGCCCAACCUGGAAGAGGUGGCGUCAAACACAGCAGAUGUCUGCCCACCUGAAUUCAUCAACACCUUUGAGGAGAGCUUUCCCAACAUGGCUCCACUGGACCAUCUCAGUCAGAUGACCCUGAAGGCUCCGGACCUCAGUACUCACUUCAGUGCAGACACUUUCUGUGACAUAUUUUACCCAGAUGUUGUCAACACAAAAGUGACCAGUGUCACCCUGCCUUGUGGCCAAGGAAAUGGAGGUAACUCAUUGGCAGAAAUACCAAACAAGCCUACUUUUACACCAAUGGAAUUACAGGACCUUUCUCCUGGAGAUACAUUUGACAGAGACAUCAAACCUGAGAUAAUGACAGAAUGUCCAGAUUCUGAUUCAGGUGUGUCUGUGGAAGCAAGCUCAUAUUCUAGCUCCCCUGAGAAAUCCAUGUGUGGGGACGGCUCCUUUGGUGGCUACAGCGAUUCAGACAUGGAGGAGAUGGACAGUAACCCUGGGAGUGCACAGUCUGACUACUCCGAGAUGUUCUCACUGUCUUUCCAACCAGAUGGCCUGCAGCCACCUCUUUCCGUGUUACCUCAGCAGCAGGACAAAAAGCCCAAACACGGCAAGACUGAGCCAGAUGACGAGACUGGCCACAGCAAACCCCCCUUCACCAAAGACAAGAAGAGGAGGCGCUCCGAGAAGCGUCUCUCUAGAGAUGAGCAGCGAGCCAAGGCCCUCCGGAUCCCCUUCACCGUGGACAUGAUCAUCAACCUGCCUGUGGAUGACUUCAACGAGAUGAUGUCCAAGCACCAGCUCAACGAGGCCCAGCUGGCCCUGGUCAGAGACAUCCGCCGGCGGGGCAAGAACAAGGUCGCUGCCCAGAACUGCCGCAAGCGCAAGAUGGAGAACAUUGUGGAGCUGGAGUAUGACAUGGACUCGCUGAAGGAGGAGAAGGAGCGACUGCAGACAGAGAAGACCAAGAACGACAGCAGCCUGCAGAAUAUGAAGCAGCAGCUUAACACCCUGUACCUGGAGGUGUUCCGUCUGCUGAGGGAUGAGGAGGGAAAGCCCUACUCCCCGUCGGAGUACUCCCUCCAGCAGACCACCGAUGGCACAGUCUUCCUCGUUCCCCGCAUUAAAAAGACAUUUAUCAAGAAAAAGGACAACUAGCACUUCUCCGCUUUACUACUUGGUACAGCAUUAGUAGUAAUAAUAAUAAUAAUAUGCAAAGAACAACUUUGUAGUUGCUUGGCUUUAAGCGUUUUAGUAAAACAGCAGAACUGUUAUAUAGUUUUUGCCUACUCUUCUUGAAUCUAUCAUAAUAUUUCAGUUAUUUUGUACUGUUCUUCUAUUUUCCUCUGAUAUUGUCUGUAAAUACAUUAUUUGCUAUUGAGAUAUGAAAAUGUGUAUUGUAUAUAUCAUGUUUUAGUAUGCUAAUUAUAUUGUUGCAAUCACUGUUACUUCAAAAGUCUGUUUUAUAAACUUUAUGCUGAUUUGCGGCUCCAUUUAUUUUGUAUGUCCUGACUCUCGUGCUUUAUAAUGAAAUAAACUAUUACAUUUA